Molecule: messenger RNA, 567 nt
Organism: Neurospora tetraspora
Lineage: Eukaryota; Fungi; Ascomycota; Sordariomycetes; Sordariales; Sordariaceae
Product: prokaryotic phospholipase A2-domain-containing protein
Exons: 2
Coding region: 1-567 (188 amino acids)
Biological process (GO): phospholipid metabolic process; arachidonate secretion
Molecular function (GO): A2-type glycerophospholipase activity
Source: RefSeq, a predicted model, not a curated record
AUGAAGUUCUUCUCCACCACCCUUGCCCUCUCCUCCCUCCUGCCGACGGCCGCCUGGGCCUGGGCCGGCAGCAGCGAGUCCGACAGCACCGGCGCCGGUGGUUCCCUCUUCCGCCGCGCCGAGACCAUCCAGCAGACGACGGACCGGUACCUCUUCAGCAUCACGCUCCCGCAGUUCACUGUCUACCGCAACGCCAGGAACCCGGCGACACUGGACUGGUCCUCGGACGCGUGCAGCUACUCGCCCGAUAACCCGUUGGGAUUCCCCUUCACGCCUGCCUGCGACCGUCACGAUUUCGGCUAUCGCAACUACAAGGCCCAGUCGAGGUUUACGGAUGCUAAUAAGUUGAAGAUUGAUGGGAAUUUCAAGAAUGAUCUCUACUACCAAUGUGACACCAACGGCUACGGCUCCACCUGCCACGCCCUCGCCAACGUCUACUACUCCGCCGUCCGCGCCUUCGGUCGCACCACGGGCGAGCUCCAGGAGGAGUACGAUCUGUUGCUGGCUCACUACAACGAGCUUGUGGCUGAGGCUAUUGACAAGGGCGAGGAUCCGUUGUACUAUUAG